GAAAGAUUCGCUCAAUAAUUUUGUCGAUGAGAAGAUAUUUCGUACAAUAUACUUUACCUGUUAAGCUCUUAUCCGCUAUUUUCGAAGUCGAUGUUUUAGAGUAUCAUGUACAAACCUUAGUUCCUAAAGGUCUUUGACUCUGAGAUUGACUCAAUCCGUAUGGCAGCCCAAGGUCAUCGCAAAGUUGUAACAAAUUUCGUCCGGAGAAUAUAACACGAUCAGAUCCAGAGGCUUUCCUGAUGACAAGAUCUGAGAAAAUCUGCAGCUACAGGUUACAAAGUCAAUCCUAGCUGGAUUUCACUCUCAAGGGAGGGAUCAUAUAACUGCCGUUGAAUUACAGAGGUGUGCAGUUAUGGCCAAUAACUUGACCCAGCUUCCAUACCAAGCAUGUCUUGUCCAGAAUAUUCCACAGGAAACCCAGCAUCAACUGCGAGACUUCACCAACUACGGUGUACGACCAAUGGGCAUGCUCUUGGCCGUAAUUGGGUUUUUUUGUAACGCGCUUGUGGUGUUCACCGUAACGCGAAAUAGAUCGUUGCAAAGUCCUUCAUUUUUGAUGCUGUGUAGUUUAUCAGUAACUGACUUGGUGUAUACCUCAUAUUCUAUCUUUAGAGAUGUAUCGGCGAUAGCCGACAAAUACAUGUGCCCACCUUCAGGUGGUUCUGGUGUAUCCUCGCGCUUAUCUCACGCGACAUCUAUUCUGUGUUUGUAUGCCACGCUUGCAAACUUGGCAUUGAUAAGUAGAGAUCGAUACCUAGCAGUCAGAAAACCCUGGUGGUAUCGCAGUAACGUGACUAGAUACCGUGCUAUUGUCAAGAUUCUCGUAACAUGGGUGAUAUGCAUUUUGGCGGUACUUCUGGCAGAGUUAGAUAUGAUUCCUUACGGAAAUGUUUCUGCUCUUUUAUUCUAUCUUAUUUGCUUCCUUGUUAUCAUUAUCUCUUACAUAGGCAUAUUCUCAAAGAAAAUGAAUCCCACAGAAACUCAAUUGCGCCCUUCAUUGGAAAGGGAGAGGAGAAUUGCAAUCACUGUGGGGAUAAUCCUCGUGGUAUUGUUCCUGACGUUUCUCCCAGCUCUUAUGUCUCCGCUUAUUUUGCACUUGUUAGGCAUAAUGAGUUUAAGCGCUUACAGGCCUUUUUACACAUUCUUCCUCCAGCUUAAUGCAUUCUUAAAUCCUUUGCUGAACUUUGGUAGGAGUAAAGACAUGCGCACAGGGCUAAGAAAGCUAAUUAAACUUUCUCGCCAAAUUCAGCCCCAGGCCGGCUCUUUCAACCGAGGCCAGAAUCCACAUACUUCUGAUUCUGCUACCAUGGGAACGGAGAGAGCAUCUUAAGGAAUUGAGAAAUUGAUCCUUUCUAUAAACUGGAACUUGUUAAUAUUAAUGCUAUGAGGUAAAUGACUGUACACCGAAUUAAUUAUAACUUGAAAUAGCGAGGGAGAGCAAGAGUUACAGUUUUUUUAAGAAACCAAGUGGGUUUCGUUAGGUUUCCUUAAAAAUGCAAGGAGUGAGGUAAAUUUGGAAUGAAAUAAUGUUUAAUUUCAGAUUGUUUUAGGAUAUGUGAAGCUUUCCUAUAGGUAGAGCAAGAAGUGUUCUUCCCAUUACUGAUGAACUACCGAGAGAUCAAUUGUACAUGGUUAUGGAAAAAAAAUCAGAUAGAUACUACAAAUUUGCAUAAACCGAAUCCGUGCGCAGGAAAAAAUGUGCAUGAAUCAUUCCAGAGAGAGAGAGAGAGAGAGAGAGAGAGAAUGGUUAUUUUGAGGUUGUUUUGUAUAAGAAUUAAGGCUACCCGGGGUUUCUACCGAAAGGUACUUUGAACCAUCAAGAAUGGAAAUUUGAUAUUGUUGGGUAUAGAUGAACAAAAGGAAAACAAGGAAAUCAGUUGUGACAUAAUUUAACGAGUGCAGCAUAAUCUGAUUAAACGUAAAAUGGAAUUCUAGAGACCUCUUAAUAAAGAAAUUGCAUAUAUGUAGUGACAUGUUAUGAUAAAUGUAUGUGAGUCGAUUGAAAGUGAAUCUAUGUCCUGGAGAUUGACAAAUAACUACGAAUGCUGAGAGCAACUGGCAAAAAAUUGAGUUACGAGAUACGUGUAUAUAAUUUCUCUAGAUAGUAAAGCUAACUACAUGUCAA
Pocillopora damicornis (cauliflower coral) is the source of this 2125-nucleotide messenger RNA. RefSeq names its product adrenocorticotropic hormone receptor. The record is from RefSeq and is a predicted model, not a curated record. Gene Ontology annotation, cellular component: plasma membrane. Gene Ontology annotation, biological process: G protein-coupled receptor signaling pathway. NCBI's taxonomy places the organism in Eukaryota, Metazoa, Cnidaria, Anthozoa, Scleractinia, Pocilloporidae. Gene Ontology annotation, molecular function: G protein-coupled receptor activity.